CAGAACUCAGACUUUACCAAAUAAAGACAAGGUGAGUUGUUCGUAAACCAAAAGUAGAUUUAUUUCUGUAUUGUGUUAUUCAAUUUCUGAAAUACAUGUAAUAAUUAUAUCAGAUUUCGGAUACUUUCAACAUUUGCGGGCUUUUCGUGAUAUAUUUCAUUUGUGGUUGUGAAAGCAAAUAGAUACAAAGUAAUACUUUGGGGGAUGUACAAGUAAAUGAUGAAUUUUUUGACACAUUUUUUUCCACAAAAAAGUAAUUCACUACAUGAUGCUGGUUGUUGGGAAUUUUUUGUUGGAUAUUCUUCGAAGCAGUUGCUGAACUUGUAUUUUUAGUUGUGAAGUCGUUGGUCAAGUUUCAUCUCUGUCAUUAUGUUGACCAGUGGGGACGCUGUCCAUGGUCCUGCGCUCUGAAUGGAGUUUUUACAUGCAUGGCAAAGCAUUACUUUGGUGUGUCGUGGUGAAACACAACUGAUAUCGCUCAUACUAUACACAUUAGAACCUGCGAUGUUGUGAACGAGGUUUUAUUACAUUUUCCAUUGGAAUCAAUUUUUCAUCUGCUUGGACCUUCUGCAAAUUUAGGCUAUAUUUAUGUAUAUAAUAUGCAUAUCUUUUUUGUCUUUGUAUAUUAGCACCAAAAUAACAGUUGAUGUCGCUCGAGACCACAAUAUUCGUGAGGCUCCUUUUUUUUCCCAGGCUCCUCCUCUCCGUACGAAGCAUCAGUAGUCCACCCCUGCUUUGUCAGAAAAUACACACAUGGUCACAGAACAGCUACGGGCUUCGUCUGGUAUUCAUCUUAAGUGUGGACAUGUUCGACAAUGAUAAUUUCUUUCAUUCUGUGGCAGCGAUGGGACGUAGAGGACUAACAGUCACGAUUUGGAUACAAAUAACAGCGUUGCUUUGUUUAUGGGGUGGGUCUACAGCGCAGCUCUCGUUCUCCGUUUCCGAGGAGGUUGACAAAGGAACGGUCGUGGGAAAUCUCGCUAAGGAUUUACAGAUUAAUGUUCACGACUUGGAAAAACGGGAUUUAAGAGUUGCAUCUGGCAAUUCUAAGAGAUAUUUCGACGUGGAUUUUAAAACGGGUGCUCUCUAUGUUUGCGAUCGGAUUGAUCGUGAAGAGCUCUGUCCAAAUACGGAACAAUGUUCCCUGAACGUCGAAGCCAUUCUGAGCCACCCAAUCACUCUGCAUCGCAUAGAGGUACAAAUUAUUGAUAUUAACGACAAUGCGCCAUAUUUUCGUGAAAAAGAAAAGACUUUCAAUAUUUUGGAAUCUUCUUUUACCGGGGAGAGAUAUCUCCUCCCAGUGGCUAACGACGCAGACACGGGCAGUAACUCGGUAAAAAGCUACAAGCUGACUCCAAAUGAGUAUUUCUCUUUGGACGUACAGAGCGGCGGACAGCACAGCGAGUCUGCUGAGCUGGUGCUACAGAAAGCUUUAGACAGAGAGAAACAGUCUGUUAUCCACCUUACUUUAACUGCUCUGGACGGAGGAAAACCAGCAAGGUCAGGGACGUUAAAAAUAGUGGUACAUGUUAUAGAUAUGAAUGACAAUGUUCCGGUAUUUAGUCAACCUCUGUAUAAGGCCCAGGUCAGUGAAAACGCUCUAUUUCAGACACCAAUACUGACUGUAACUGCUACAGAUUUAGAUGAGGGAAUAAACGGUGAGAUUGUGUAUUCAUUUAUUGAGAGAGGGGAUUUCAAUCCUGAGGCUUUGUUUUCGAUAAACCCAGAUACAGGGGAAAUACGUGUAAGGGGAAAAGUAGACCAUGAAGAGAAUACAGCUUAUGAUAUCCGUGUGCAGGCAAGAGAUAAAGGUACACCUUCUCGAAGUGUGCAUGGUAAAGUGUUAGUGGAAGUAACUGAUGUUAAUGACAAUCUACCUGAAAUCAUUAUUACCUCUCUUAUGAGCCCAGUUAGAGAGGAUGCUGAGGUAGGUACAGUGGUCGCUUUGGUGACAGUGACUGAUAAGGAUGGGGGUAAAAAUGGUCUCACUAGUGCUAACAUUCUCGGGUCGGUGCCUUUUAAACUUAAGCUAAACUACAAAAACUAUUAUUCAUUGACAGUCGAUGGACCCCUUGACAGAGAGAGUGUUCCUCAGUAUAAUGUCACCAUCAUAGCUACUGAUGAAGGCACCCCACCUCUCUCCAGCACCAGUGUUAUUCCUGUUCACAUUUCUGAUGUGAAUGACAACGCCCCAUUGUUCUCAGAGCCUGUGAUUAAUGUAUAUGUGAAAGAGAAUAGUGCAGUGGGAGCUACUAUCUUUACUAUAACAGCAGUUGAUCCUGAUACAGGAGAAAAUGCAAAAGUAACAUAUUCAUCAUUAGAUGGUAUUUCGAAAACUAUUCCAUUGACUACUGUUAUUAAUGUCAACUCAGAGACUGGAGACAUAGUCAGUCUGCAGUCUUUU
Molecule: messenger RNA, 2404 nt
Organism: Anarrhichthys ocellatus (wolf-eel)
Lineage: Eukaryota; Metazoa; Chordata; Actinopteri; Perciformes; Anarhichadidae
Product: protocadherin alpha-2-like
Exons: 1
Biological process (GO): homophilic cell-cell adhesion
Cellular component (GO): plasma membrane
Molecular function (GO): calcium ion binding
Source: RefSeq, a predicted model, not a curated record